Messenger RNA from Didymella exigua CBS 183.55, 1156 nucleotides. RefSeq lists its product as uncharacterized. The transcript is spliced from 2 exons. The record is from RefSeq and is a predicted model, not a curated record. Lineage: Eukaryota; Fungi; Ascomycota; Dothideomycetes; Pleosporales; Didymellaceae. The coding region runs from base 167 to 955 and encodes 262 amino acids. Gene Ontology annotation, cellular component: centrosome; nucleoplasm; cytosol.
AGUGACAACUAAGUCGACGAAUACACUCGAAGCUUCGAAGGAGCCUGCUCCGUGGAAGGAUCCCCACAAUGCCUUCGUCCAGGGCCUGCUAGGCUGGUCCAUCAGGGCGCUCGAUAGGAAAGCAAUAGAGCAGAGCUGGCACCUCCUCGUCCCGCCCAUUCUCAAGAUGCUCGAUGACGCGGCGGAAGAAUCAAAGGCCAAAGGAUGCCAACAUCUCGCCAGCCUGUUCUCAACCCUGCAGCUCGACAAAGAUAAAUCCGCGACCUUUCUCGCCCGCACGGGCUACCACGACCUCUUCACCUCCACCUUGUUUCCCCUGCUCACACACAUCCCCACCCUCACCCCUGAAUCCGACUCGCUCACACUUUUCAAAGCCGUGUACGAGCCUCUGCGCUCUCUCGCGGCCCUCUGCGCCUCGCACGCCGCCAGCGUCAGACUCCUCGACAGGACGAUGCGCGAGGGCGUCCUAGUCCCUCUCUCGCACUUCCCCACUCCCUCGACAUAUCCGCGGCUCGCGACGCACGUGUUCGACGAGACGGCGCGGCUCGCGGGUCGCCUGGGCAUCGAGACGGCCAAGCACCUGCCCGGCCUCAUCCCGUUGGUGACGGGCGUCAUGCAGGACCCGUUCGUGCUGGCGCACAGGGAGCUUGCGGUCGCGGCCGUGCGGGUAAUGCAGGCGCUGAUGCAGAACUGCUGGCCUAGGAUUCCUGCGCACCGCGGCGCUGUUACGCUGGGGCUGUGCGUGCUCAAGGGACGAUGUGAGGAGGAGGGCGGUAGAAUUGGAGAUGACAAGCUGAGCGAAUUCGGCGCAGAGCUGAAGGACACGGCAGAAUUGCUGGAUGUGGUGCUGAGCCAGAGCGAGGUCAAGGCGGCGUGGGAGAGGGAGAGAGCAGCACUGGUGGAGGCCGACGAGGGGCUGAGGGGCUUCUUCGAGCAGCGGGCGGGAGAAGAGUAGAAAUAGUCUAGGGCGUGAAUUGAAGCUAUCUUGGUUGAUUACAAAGGUUAUAUCUGCAGGAUUUGGCCAAAUGGCCAAGAUGGCAGGCUUGUGUAAGUCUUGCGCGAUGCUUUUUAGCGGGGGGUGGACGCCGAUCCCAUAACGCCGGGAGAUGCAAUGCCGUGUGGUGCGCCGAAGCUGCUCAAAUAUCGUCGUGAAACA